This is a messenger RNA of Capsella rubella, 462 nucleotides long. RefSeq lists its product as uncharacterized. Bases 1 to 462 code for a protein of 153 amino acids. The record is from RefSeq and is a predicted model, not a curated record. Gene Ontology annotation, molecular function: nucleic acid binding; RNA-DNA hybrid ribonuclease activity. Lineage: Eukaryota; Viridiplantae; Streptophyta; Magnoliopsida; Brassicales; Brassicaceae. The transcript has a single exon.
AUGAGUGGUGUAGCUUUGAUUGCUCGUGAUUGCAAUGGUAAGGUUAUAUACCAUGCAAGAGACGUUUUCACAAGGUCUUCAGACAGGAUCAUUGCUGAGCUGAGGUGUAUCUUGUGGGCGGUCCAAACCUUAAGAGAUCUUCGUGUGAAAAACGUGGUAAUCGCAUCGGAUUGUCAAGCUGCGAUCGCGGCCUUGUAUAACCCGAGUUACUGGCCUCAGUAUCGAGGAUUGGUGAACGCGAUUAUCAUAACUUGUCAAGCAAAAUCAUUUGAUUAUAUCACUUUCGAGGUGGUGUCUCGUCACUCUAAUUCCAUUGCAGGGGAUAUUGCGUUUAGUGUUAUGAGGGAUGGUCGUUUCAAUGGGUACCUUGCUUCAGGUCAUGGACCGUCACCGGCGUGGCUUAAUGAUCGAAUACUCAGUGAGGCACAACCGCGCUAUGUGUUUAGGUUUUUACCUUAUUAG